UUCAUUUCUAGGCAACGUGCAGGCUAGCUGAUGCUGCUUGGAGCUGGGAUGAAGGCUGUGAAAUUCAGCACCCCUUCCACCUAGACAGCUCCCCAGCGUUUCCCCAUCGCUAUCCGUCUAGCUGCAUUCUAAACCUGUUUCUAGACAAGAAGCUUCGUGAGGAUUCUUUGCAGCAGACCUUCUAAUACCCUGCUGGUUUUGGAACCCAGAAGUGUUCCAUCUGAGCUUCUAACACCCGUGCAAGCUCUCUCUUUCACUUUUUAUAUUCUCUAGGAUUUUUUUUUUCUCCUUUACUGCUUGAUCGGCAUUCUGUUGAGUCCCCAAUGUACCUUUCCCAUUCUCGGAUCACAUAAGGUAUAUUACGCUUUGGGGAUUUCUAUUCCUAUAUACACUGCUAUUUGUCCACUGUACUCGUGUGUUCGGUCAUACUACAAGGGGUUUCUGUGAGAUAGAUCUGCACUAGGAUCCUGAAGGAUUACUGUCAUUCCCUGCAGUUUGUCUGCUACAGUGAAUGCGGCUGCACAUGGAGAUUUUUUUUCUGGGCAGUUGAGUUGAUUUUUACUGCUCAGCUUUGGAUGCUCAUUGGAUAUUAUGAACAUCUCUGGGUCAACUAUUUGCAUGCUUUUGCAUCAAGGAAGGUAAACCGCGUUAUUCUGCUUGUGACCCCCAUCCCUAGAAACUGUACCGUUUUGAUUUACAGUCUGCUCCAUCCAUGCCUUCCUCUGUUAUCCCUUAAAGGCACUGGGAUUAAACUCUUCUUGAGAUCCUUCCAACUCUUGCAGCUUCUCUUCAGCUUCCCAUGAAGAUUUGAUUUGUGCCCAGCAGUCAGAGAAGAAGAUGGACGUUUUAAAUGCAGUGAUCUGUCUGUCCGUCUUCUGGACUGUAUCCUGGGAGAGAACGGGAGCAGACUCAAUGAUCCACAUCGGGGCAAUUUUUGAUGAAUCAGCCAAGAAAGAUGAUGAAGUAUUCCGCAUGGCUGUCACAGACCUUAAUCUGAAUGAAGACAUCCUUCAGACAGAAAAAGUCACAUUUUCAGUCACAUUUGUGGAUGGGAACAAUCCUUUUCAGGCUGUCCAGGAAGCAUGUGAACUCAUGAACCAAGGAAUAUUGGCCCUUGUCAGCUCAAUCGGAUGCGCAUCAGCAGGAUCUCUGCAAUCUUUGGCAGACGCAAUGCAUAUUCCUCAUCUUUUUAUCCAACGAUCCACAGCAAGGACUCCAAGAAGUGGUUGUGGUCUUAAAAGGAACAACAGAAUUGAUGAUUACACAUUAUCUGUCCGCCCUCCAGUCUAUCUGAAUGAUGUUAUCUUAAGGGUCGUCUCUGAGUUCGCCUGGCAAAAAUUCAUCAUCUUCUAUGACAACAACUAUGAUAUCCGUGGAAUACAAGAGUUUUUGGAUAGAGUAUCUCAGCAGGGAAUGGAUGUAGCUUUGCAGAAGGUGGAAAACAACAUUAAUAAGAUGAUCACAGGACUAUUUUCCUCUAUGCGCAUAGAAGAACUAAAUCGCUACAGAGACACACUGAGAAGAGCUAUUCUUGUUAUGAGUCCUACUACUGCCAAAGCAUUCAUUACAGAGGUCGUGGAAACUAAUUUGGUUGCCUUUGACUGUCACUGGAUCAUUAUAAACGAGGAGAUAAAUGAUUUGGAUGUGCAGGAACUGGUCAGAAGGUCAAUUGGAAGGUUAACAAUUAUUCGUCAGACCUUUCCAGUCCCUCAGAAUGCGAGCCAGCGCUGUUUCCGUGGCAACCACAGAAUUUCUACAUCCCUAUGUGACCCAAAGGACCCAUUUUCCCAGAAUAUGGAGAUCAGUAACCAGUACAUAUAUGAUACAGUGCUUCUGCUAGCUAAUGCUUUUCAUAAGAAACUCGAAGAUCGAAAGUGGCACAGCAUGGCUAGCCUUACCUGCAUCAAGAAGACCUCAAAGCCAUGGCAGGGAGGUCGAUCUAUGUUGGACACUGUCAAAAAGGGAGCAGUAAGUGGCCUGACUGGUGUUUUGGAAUUUGAUGACAAUGGUGGAAAUCCAAACAUCCUUUUUGAAAUUCUGGGUACAAACUAUGGAGAAGAGCUUGGCAGGGGUGUUCGAAAGCUUGGCACAUGGAGCCCUGUCACCGGUCUGAAUGGAUCUUUGACAGACAGGAAACUAGAAAACAAUAUGCGUGGUGUAGUACUCCGUGUAGCUACUGUUCUGGAAGAACCUUUUGUAAUGGUCUUAGAAAAUGUACUGGGAAAGCCAAAGAAAUACCAAGGAUUCUCUAUCGAUGUCCUCGAUGCCUUAUCAAGUUAUUUAGGAUUCAAAUACGAGAUAUAUGUUGCCCCGGAUCACAAGUAUGGAAGUCCUCAAGCAGAUGGAACCUGGAAUGGAUUAAUUGGUGAACUCCUUUUUAAGAGAGCUGACAUGGGGAUUUCUGCUUUAACUAUAACACCAGACCGUGAGAAUGUAGUAGAUUUUACGACUCGCUAUAUGGACUACUCAGUUGGAGUACUGCUAAAAAAAGCAGAGAAAACAGUUGACAUGUUUGCGUGUUUAGCACCAUUUGACCUAUCUCUGUGGGCCUGCAUCGCUGGGACUGUCCUACUUGUGGGCCUUUUGGUUUAUCUACUGAACUGGCUUAAUCCUCCACGUUUGCAGAUGGGAUCAAUGACUUCAACCACACUCUAUAACUCCAUGUGGUUUGUCUACGGAUCCUUUGUUCAGCAAGGAGGAGAAGUCCCUUACACUACUCUGGCAACACGCAUGAUGAUGGGAGCAUGGUGGUUGUUUGCCUUAAUUGUCAUCUCCUCCUACACGGCAAACCUAGCAGCCUUUUUGACAAUCUCUCGCAUUGAGAGUUCCAUCCAAUCUCUUCAGGAUCUCUCACGACAGACAGAUAUUCCUUAUGGUACAGUUCUGGAUUCUGCAGUUUACGAGCAUGUGCGAGUGAAGGGAAUGAAUCCAUUUGAAAGAGACAGCAUGUAUUCUCAAAUGUGGCGGAUGAUUAACAGAAGUAAUGGGUCUGAGAACAAUGUUCAGGAAUCCUUUGAAGGCAUUCAAAAGGUAAAAAAUGGGAACUAUGCUUUUGUAUGGGAUGCUGCAGUACUGGAAUAUGUGGCAAUAAAUGACCAGGAUUGCUCCUUUUACACAAUAACAAAUACAAUUGCAGACAGAGGUUAUGGAAUAGCGUUACAGCAUGGCAGUCCAUACAGGGAUAUCUUUUCACAAAGAAUCUUGGAGCUCCAGCAGAAUGGUGAUAUGGACAUAUUAAAACACAAAUGGUGGCCACGCAAUGGGAAUUGUGACCUGUACUCAUCAGUAGAAACCAAGCAAAAAGGCAGUGCCUUAGACAUUAAAAGCUUUGCUGGGGUGUUUUGCAUUCUUGCUGCUGGGAUUGUCUUGUCCUGCUUUAUAGCGAUGGUGGAAACCUGGUGGAACAAAAAGAAAGGUUCACAAGUGCCUUCAAAAGAGGAUGACAAAGAAAUUGACCUGGAACAUCUCCACCGACGUGUGAACAGCCUGUGCACAGAUGACGAGAGUCCUCACAAACAGUUUUCCACAUCAUCGAUUGAUCUAACUCCGCUAGACAUUGAUACUUUGCCAACACGUCAAACUCUGGAGCAAAUAAGUGACUUCAGGAACACUCAUAUAACUACUACAACUUUUAUACCAGAACAGAUACAAACUCUAAGCCGUAACUUGUCUUCUAAAGCUGCUUCUGGUUUUUCCUUUGGCAAUGUGCCUGAGCACAGAACUGGUCCAUUUAGGCACAGGGCACCCAAUGGUGGAUUUUUCAGGAGUCCAAUCAAAACUAUGUCAUCUAUCCCUUACCAACCAACUCCCUCUCUAGGCCUCAAUCUUGGCAAUGACCCUGACAGAGGCACCUCUAUAUGAACGUAAGAGGAACUUUUCCCAUUGUUUCUUUUAGGACUCUGUUUGCAAGGAGCUUAUGUAAAAUGACGGACUAACAUGGAUGUAUUUUUUAUAUCCAGAUAAUUAAUAACAAUUUUCAAUUACUCGCUUUAUCUUUCUUCAUCCUUUGUGUGUAAAUGUGUUUUAGAAUGUCUUGAUUCACUUCAUUGUCCAUGCCAUCUUUUAUUUCUUCCUGACUUUAGGCUUCUUUGCUUCUUUUCCAGUUAUCUUAAUCUAUUAUGAGUCUCCUUUUCAUUUGAUAGGUACAUUUGCAAUAACUUCAAUACUUUGCAAUGAUUCUACACAUCUCUUAUGUACUCUGCUACUGCUGUGUCCUUUAACAGUGGACCAAAGGCAAACCCUGCAGUAAAAAAAAAAAAAGGCCAUAAAGGCCAAUAGAUAUGAGAAUGCAAUUUUGUAGGAUUACAAAAAGCCAUUACUAUGCCAGUGAAAACUACAUUUUUAAUCUAUGUUUGCACUGUAACAGUGUAUAUGACUUUUAUGUAAAUGUAUAGAAUGAAAUGGUUUUUUCUAUGUAAGUUUAAGUAUACUUUUUGGGAGGAAGCCUCCAUG
Pelobates fuscus (common spadefoot toad) is the source of this 4452-nucleotide messenger RNA. It is a transcript of the gene GRID2, whose product is annotated as glutamate ionotropic receptor delta type subunit 2. NCBI's taxonomy places the organism in Eukaryota, Metazoa, Chordata, Amphibia, Anura, Pelobatidae. The record is from RefSeq and is a predicted model, not a curated record. Gene Ontology annotation, cellular component: plasma membrane; postsynaptic density membrane. Gene Ontology annotation, biological process: synaptic transmission, glutamatergic; modulation of chemical synaptic transmission; monoatomic ion transport. Gene Ontology annotation, molecular function: transmitter-gated monoatomic ion channel activity involved in regulation of postsynaptic membrane potential; glutamate receptor activity. The transcript is spliced from 16 exons. Bases 838 to 3861 code for a protein of 1007 amino acids.